Molecule: messenger RNA, 1311 nt
Organism: Didymella exigua CBS 183.55
Lineage: Eukaryota; Fungi; Ascomycota; Dothideomycetes; Pleosporales; Didymellaceae
Product: mitochondrial carrier
Exons: 4
Coding region: 60-1004 (314 amino acids)
Biological process (GO): mitochondrial phosphate ion transmembrane transport
Cellular component (GO): mitochondrial inner membrane
Molecular function (GO): phosphate transmembrane transporter activity
Source: RefSeq, a predicted model, not a curated record
CUACGUCGCUGCCUAUCUUUUAUCUGUCGCCUCGCGCACUCAACACCAUUUUCACAAUAAUGGCUGCCGUCGCUCCUACCACAGCUGUCCAACAGGUUGUGGUCAAGAAACCAGAGGGUUUUGACCUUUACUCUCGCUUUGCCCUUGCCGGUGCACUGGGCUGCUCCAUUACACACGGUGCCUUCACUCCAGUCGAUGUUGUGAAGACCAGGAUACAGCUUGACACCUCCACUUACAACCGUGGUAUGUUUGGCAGUUUCCGCCAGGUUAUCCAAAAUGAAGGUGUUGGCGCUCUAGCAACUGGCUUCGGCCCUACAUGUGCUGGUUAUUUCAUGCAAGGCGCGUUCAAGUUUGGAGGAUAUGAGUUCUUCAAACAACAGUCUAUCGACAUCCUUGGUCUUGAGAAGGCUCGCCAGAAUCGCGCCCUUGUUUACUCUGUGUCUGCUGGUUGCGCUGAGUUUUUUGCCUCUGUUGCUCUCUGCCCUCUGGAGGCUACCCGUAUUCGUCUUGUCUCAACCCCCGGGUUCGCCAACGGUCUGGUUGGUGGAUUGGGAAAGAUUCUCAAGAACGAAGGUAUUGGUGCCUUCUACUCUGGAUUUGGUCCAAUCCUUUUCAAGCAGGUGCCUUACACAAUCACUAAGUUUGUUGCCUUUGAGAAGAUUGCCGAGACCAUCUUUGGCAUGUUCGAUAAAGCUUCCAUGUCGUCAGGAGCCCAAACUACUGUCAAUCUGGGAUCUGGUCUUCUCGCUGGUUUCGCUGCCGCCAUCGUCUCCCAGCCUGCGGACACUAUGCUGUCCAAGGUUAACAAGACAAAGGGUCAGCCUGGUGAGAGCACCAUCUCUCGACUUAUUAAGAUUGCUAGCGAGCUUGGUCUGCGUGGAUCUUUUGCUGGUCUCCCUACCCGUCUUUUCAUGGUAGGUGGACUCACUGCUGGUCAAUUCGCUAUCUACGGCGACAUCAAGAAGGCUCUUGGUGUUUCUGCUGGUGUUGAGAUUUCAAAGUAAAGAGCAGGUUUUAGUCGGUUUCAAGGGUUGGGAUAUUCUUGAAAAGCUAGUCCAGUCACCAGAUAGGUAUGUGCAUGCUUUAAAACCCGAAGCACUGCGCAUCAACCUGCAGAGAUCUUACAGUAUUCUUUGUUGUCAGCUGUUUCGCUGUUAUGGCGAUGUCCUAGUAUCGAAUCUUGCACACUACCAAAAAAUGGCUGCUUUUGCUUGAAGCCCGCUGGAAGGUCAUCACAGCCAAAGAUAUUGUCGUGAUGCAUUAUGUCGUGAUUGUUGCUCAUCUCACAAAAGCAAUUCACGGUGCUUCUCC